Penicillium daleae is the source of this 1152-nucleotide messenger RNA. RefSeq lists its product as uncharacterized. Bases 1 to 1152 code for a protein of 383 amino acids. The transcript is spliced from 8 exons. NCBI's taxonomy places the organism in Eukaryota, Fungi, Ascomycota, Eurotiomycetes, Eurotiales, Aspergillaceae. The record is from RefSeq and is a predicted model, not a curated record.
AUGGCUUCCAAUACUAUCACGCCGGCAAUGUCGCCGCCAGCUGGCCAGACAUCGAAUUUUGUCAAUCCUGAUUACAUCGGCGGGAGAUUUAUUGUAGUGAACUGCAUUUUUCUGCCAUUAGCUUUACUUGCUUUGGGAGUUCGAACAUGGACGCGGUUGUUCGUUGUGCGGAGCUUUUGCGUGGAUGACUACUUGAUGAUCAUCGCUUGUCUGUUAUCUUGCGUUCUUACCGGAGUGACAUUAGAAAUGCUUAAUUGGGGGCUGGGAAAGCACUUGUGGGAUGUUCCACUGGCUCGCUUCAUGCCGAUGUUCCCCAAGCUGAAUCUCAUCGCGGCCAUAAUCUAUUGCGCCGCAACUGGCUUCACAAAGGUCUCCGUUCUCAUCUUCUACCUCCGCAUUUUCCCAAGUCGCAACUUCCACAUCGCAGUCUGGGUGAUAGUCUUCAUCGCUGCCGGUUACAGUCUCACUAGUAUACUUGCCAAUAUCUUCAGCUGCAACCCAAUCGCCAAAUCCUGGGAUUUGACGAUCACAACUGGAUCCUGUGUGAACAGGCCCGUGUUCUAUUUUGCAAAUGCAGGACUGGGUAUUUUCACGGACUUUGCGACUGUAUCGAUCCCAAUACCCUGGAUUCGCCGACUACAAAUGCCUGCUCGUCAGAAGAUUGCUGUUGUUAGUAUUCUGGCCAUGGGAUGCUUCGUUGGAAUCGUCAGCUGCAUUCGUCUUGGAAGUCUUUACACUCUCUUGAAAAGCUCAGACCUCACCUGGGCGACUGUUAACGCACUCUUGUGGUGCAUCAUCGAGCUAAAUCUUGGAAUUUUCGGCGGCUGCGUCACCGCUAUCAGACCUUUCAUCCGCAAAUACUUCCCCCGCCUACUCGGUCCUUCUUCUGGAGAUGGAUACUCCUCUCAAUCGCGAUCUCGCAAGCACGGACAUCCUCUGGGGUCGAUCCCUCAUAGCGACCGAGUCAACUUCUCAAAUCAAGACAAUCAAUACUCGACGACACUUUCCGUACUCAGAGGUGCACCCGACAAUGGGAGCGAAGAGCAUAUUCUCGCGUCGCAUCCUAGCGGUCAUGCUAAGGAUGGAGAUGGUUCGAAUGGCAUCAUUCGAACCGUCGAAUUUGAUGUGAAAAACAGCUCUACAACAGCGUGA